Molecule: messenger RNA, 1023 nt
Organism: Desarmillaria tabescens
Lineage: Eukaryota; Fungi; Basidiomycota; Agaricomycetes; Agaricales; Physalacriaceae
Exons: 4
Coding region: 1-1023 (340 amino acids)
Source: RefSeq, a predicted model, not a curated record
AUGCUAAUUCUUUGGAUCGUUUUGGAUCUUCUGAUAUACUUCGCUGAUGUAUUUGAGGGCGAGAUCUGCCCUUCACCUACAGUCGUCGGAUGGUUCAUCUAUCGUUCGAUUACUGCAGCGGGGGCCCUCGAGAUAACGGUUUAUUUCUUACCUUUGUUGCCAUUCUUUUAUCUUGUCUAUUCCCUGCGCCAUUUCUCGGACAUUCGUGGAGAGUACCGAAGACACAUGCAGAAGGUGGUUUUUUGGCAUCAUUUGCGAUUCGUUCAAACGAUGUGGUUUUCUGUUCGGUCCUUUUUCCUUGCGCAAUGGAUCGUUAUCACGCGCGCACAUCCCUGGACAAAAAUCCUUUGUAUCCUCCUGGCAUACAUGUGCUGGGCGGGAACACUCAAAAUAUGGAUCAUCGACAUGGAUUAUUACUACUACAAGCUUCUCCAGAGUUUCGGCGACUCACUACCUUAUGAACCACGUAUUAAUUAUGAUCCCCUCGGUUUCGGACAGCUACUUGCAGCUACGGUCGCUAUCGAGCCCAUCUAUUCCGUAUGUCUGCUCAUCUGGACCAGACGAGUCGACUCAUGGAACUUCAUCCGAUGUCUGCCCUCCGAAUUCCGGGACGGUGUUAUAUUCAUCGUUUCAGGGCGAGGCAACCCAUGGAGAAUCAUGCAUUCUUCACAGCAGGAUAUCUCUCCUCAAGAAAAGCACCCCUCGAACACGGCGAGGGGCAUCCAUCCCUCACCGACAAGUCCUUCACAACGCGAUUCUCCUCCGGGCAGGGCGUCUAGCUCGAAUGCCGCUGUUCAGGUGCCAAAACCAUAUGACUCACUUCCCAGUACUCCCACUCCAACUCGAGAUAGAUGGUAUGGAAGACACACGAGACAUAACGGUGAUCGACAUUUACUCGCCGUCGAUUCGCACGAUCGGUUCCCGAGCAAUGCAGCACCAAAUAUACCAUCGGAUUCCGCACAUCAUCGGGAGAAGCCGUCUGUGACUGCCUAUGACCCUCCUAUGAUCGGCUUCAUAGACUAG